Messenger RNA from Symbiodinium sp. CCMP2592, 5736 nucleotides. Lineage: Eukaryota; Dinophyceae; Suessiales; Symbiodiniaceae. The record is from the annotation of a GenBank genome assembly.
AUGGCUCAGCAAGGUGCACAGGCUGCACAUGUGCCGGUGGAUGACAUUGAUGAUGAUCUGCCAGAGCUUGAAGCGGCUGUAGGCCCACAGCUUCCCCAGCCGAUGCCCAAUAAUCCCUUCCUUGCGAGCCCAGCUGCCUCACCUUCACAAGGUCAGAUAGUGUUAGGCCCUGCCCAGCUGAAUGCUUUGUUUGAACAGUUGGCUGAAGCAACCCGUGCAGCAUCAGAUGCAGCAGCAGCAGCGGCAGCGGCGGCGACGUCCUCUCGGGACGGCCCGCCAACCUUGACUGGCAAGGACAUGUAUGUCUUUGCAGCUAGCACUAGAGAGCAGGAGCACACGUCUUGGCCAGGUUGGUUUUGGAGUUUUCAGCAGUACCUUUCAGCUCUUGAUCCGGGCUAUGGGCCCGACCUUGAAGCUUUGGAGGCAAACCCUGGUUCAGUGAUAGCAAAGGGCCAGGGCACCAUUGCACAGCAAGCCAGGUCACGUCAGCUGUAUUCGCUUUUGGCUGCCCUCAUUCGUGGCAGAGGUUACAUGAUUGUGCGACAGACCGAGAGUGGAAACGGUUUGGAAGCUUUGCGUCAGUUGAUGAGCCUCUUUGCCCCGCGCUCUCAGGGGCGCAGCUUGGGCAUCUUGACAGCGAUCACCCAGGUGCCUUCUUUCAAGCCCUCCGAGGCCUUGCUUCCGCAGAUUCUUGAUUUGGAGCGGGUUUUCACUUCUUAUGAACAGUCAGCUUCAGAGACCCUUCAGGGUAGCGUGAAAACUGCACUUCUUCUGCGAUGUUUGCCUGCCAACACAAAGAAUCAGAUAUAUGCCAGCUUGCCUGAGGAUGCCACUUACACUCAGGUGCGAGAGGCAAGCUUGAGGAUCGAGCGUCAGCAUUUCAAGUGGCAGUCUGUUUCUUACUUUGGGACGGUCCGCGAGGCCACAGCUCAGAGGCAUGAUGAGGCAACGCAGAUGGAAAUUGUGGAGUGCUACAACUGCGGUCGCAAAGGCCAUUAUUCCGCAGAGUGUUGGCGCAGCAAAGGUCAGGCGAAUGUGCAUCAGGUUGUCAACAAUCCGACUCCGUCGGAAGCUGCAGCAUCCACCGUGGGGCCGUCAGCGUCCCAGGCAGCGUCCCAGGCCACCACAGCAGUGCGUCGCAUUGAGAUUGAUUUGAGUGCAGUUGGCAGUGGCACAGGCAGCGGCAGUGGAGGCAUUCACAUGAUCACCCAGGCGAUGUCCGCGCCGAGACCGGACCAGGUGCUGCUCGAGCCAUACCCGAGCGAUGAGGUGCUACUCGAGCCGAACCCGAGUGAGGCGAUGUCCGCGCCCAGACCGGACCCGGUGCUGCUCGAGCCCUACCCGAGCGAGGCGACGUCCGCGCCCGAACCGGACUUGGUGCCACUCGAGCCUUUCCCGAGUGAAUUCAUUGAUCUUGUGCAUGCCACACUCCCUGCCAUGACUGUGCCUGAUUCUCUUGUGCGCAACUUUGAGCCAGCUGCCCCAAUGUAUGACAUGAGCUACAGUGACAGUGAGGGGGAAUGGACGUUUGCGAAUGGAUCCUUGAGUGUUGUGACUUUCGCUCCAGAGCAUCAGGUGUGUGCAAUCCAUCAGGACAUCGAGAUUGUGCUUGACAGUGGGGCCGAUCACUCGUGCCUUCCUGCGGCCUUUGGUUCCACCGGGACCUCAGCGCCGCCAUUGCAAGCAACGUUCCGUGAUGCACAGGGGAAUGUGAUUUCUCCUACGUCGGUGCGCAAUGCAAAGCUUGACCUUGGACCCUUGACCAUAACGGAAACCUGGUUGAUAGGCCCCGUGACUACCCCCUUGUUGAGCUUAGGCAAGCUUUACUGCCAAGGGUUUACGGUUGGCCGGGUGAACAAUGAGCUGAAGCUUUUCCGUGAGGGAGAUGAAGCCUAUGGGGUCCCCGUGUUCAUGAAGCACAACUCCCUGUGUGUCAGGGGUAGCAUCAGAGUCAUGCAGAGCGAUGCACCGCAGGCGGGGCAGGCGGGGCAUCCGCCAGCAAGCCCCGGUGAACAUCAUGCACCACAAUCGCAAACCAGUUCUGGCGAACCUCAUGCACCACAAUCGCAGACCAGUUCUUGCGAACCUCAUGCACCACAAUCGCAGUCCAGUACACCUCAGGGCGAUUUUCACGUGAAUGCAUUGACUGUGACAUUGCAUGGCCCUUGGUUGUCGCUCAAAGCGCCGUUUGUGCAGAUUGACACAGGUCUGGUGGCAAACAAGUGCACAAGCCUGUGCUACGUUGAUUGCACAUUGGCUUUCCCUAGCCUGCCGAUUGCUUUCAGGACCACAUUGCACAACAGCCCGCGUGGCUGGCUUUUGCAUACGCUGAACGAGGAUCUGUCAACUUUGGAUGAUUUUGAGGUUAGGUUCGAGGCUGCAUUUCCAAGGCCCAAGAUGUAUGAGACCAUCACGAUUGGUUCCACGUACCGGCUUGAUGUUCGCCAGUUGUUCCCUGAGCACUCUGAUCACCCGCUUGUGGCAGUGCCAGUGCCAGAGGAGUCAGACGGUGACCCGUCUCCCGAUGCUGCCAUGGACUUGGAUGUCAACAUUGAUGCAGGCGGCGUUGGCUUGGGAGCCAACGGAGGAGAUGCAGAUGAAGGCGAGUCUCCCGGUGCAGCGGGUAACGCGCCCGGUGAGAAACCUGUUGUCGUUGAUGGCACUGAGUUGACCCUUGAUUGCACCCUCGCCACGUUGCGAGCCGCGGCACAGAGUCUUGGGAUAGGUAAGUCGGGUGGUAAGGCGACAGUUCUUAAGAGGAUCAAGGAGUUUCUUGCGCGAAACGAUUUUCUGUGGGCCAACCUUCCGGCUGAUGUGCAGCUGCCUCGUGAGCAGGCGCCAGUGCGAGAGCCAUCCCAGGAUGAAGUGCGCAAGCAUUCGCUGACGCACAUGCCAUUCCAAGCAUGGUGCGCUGAAUGUGUUCAGCGUCGUGCCCGUUCUGAUAGACAUGAGAGGCACCCUGUUGGCGACCGUGAGCAUGCGACAAUUUGUUUUGAUUUUGCUUACACGAGUCGGCCUGAGACCCCUGAACAGAAGCUCGUGUGCCUAGUUGCGUCUUGCAAUUUUACCGGUGCAAAUCAAGCUUGGCCUGUUCCGGCCAAGGGCGGCAAUCUGCAGCUCAGGUACAUGACAUCAGAGCUUACAAGGUGGAUCGCGACUUUAGGCCACAGCGAGGUCACACUGCGCAGUGACCCAGAGCCGGUGUGUUUGUCGUUGCAAAAGCUUGUGCAGGCCCAGCGUCUUCGACUUGGAUUGCGGACCCAUCUUGAGCAGAGUGAGCCUGAUGAUCAUGCGGCCAAUGCGGCCGAACCUGCGGUCGAGACCCUUCGACAGCUGACCAACACGUUGCUUUCUGAGUUUGAGUCCCGUGCAGGUGUCAAGGUGGCAUCGUUGGAUGCAAUGCACGCAUGGGCAUGGCGGCAUGCAAGUUUCAUUCAGCAGCGGUUCACCAGAUCGCAAGGCCAGACUCCGUUCGAGCUGGCAUGUGGGCGGCCCUAUCAGGGCAAGCUUGUGUGCAUUGGUGAGACAGUUUAUGGAAGAGUUAAAAGUGCUGUGAAGGGACAACCCCGAUGGGGCAUAGGUUUGUGGUUGGGAAAACUUGGGUGUAGCGACGGCCACAUAGUCUUCACUGCUUCGGGACAUUUUCUUGCUUGCAGGUCGAUUCGUCGCUUACCACAAACUUACUUGAGGAGUGCUGAUUUUGCCAAGCGCCUGCGUGAUCAUCCCUAUUCCCAGGCAGCUUUUCUUGCGGGCCAAGUUGGACAGUGCAGGCCGCAGAAAACACGUGAUGCACAACAAGCACCUCCAGAGCCACAGCCAGAUGAAAGUGUCCCGGCCGGUGCGGAUCCACUUCCGUAUCCUGGCUAUGUUCUUCCUGACAAUGCACCGCUGAGUGAACUUGUGCCACCACCAGCCAUCAGAAGUGAUUUUGUGCCAGAGCCACCGACGCCCAUGCAGGAGGACAGUGGACCUGUCACGCCAUUGCAGCCAGCACCUUCCGAUGCAGAGGUUGUGAGUUCGCCUCUGGCUGUAGUGCCGGACGCUGAGGUGUUAGCCGAGGGGCCAAAUGCUGAUCGUGCCACGGGAUCGUCCGAUCCUGCUUCUUCGUCUGAGCCAGCGGCUGUACGUGUGCCUACCAGGGCUGCUGAGCCGAGUGCAAACGAGCCACGCAAACGGCUUCGUCUUGACGCUGUGACGUUUGAAGGUGUCGACAUGUACCACAACCACGAGGAGAAUGAUUUUGAAUUUGAGGGUGAAAUUUUAGAGGAUUUUGAUUAUGCCGCGGAGGCCGAUGGGGCCCAUGAUGACACGCGGUUGAUCGUCUCCUUGGGAUCCCUGCUCUUGAGCGUUGCCAGAGCACAAGCACUUGACCACCCGUUUUGUGGUGACAUGGCAGAGGACACAUGCACAAGUGUCAUGAUCAAUGGUGAACGCUUGUAUUUCAAGCUUCUCAGGCUCCUUCCGGGCCAGCGGGAAGGGAGCCAGACCUGGUUCUACCAGUUCACCGAUGCGCUGAAAGUCGGAAGCCGUGUCGAGCUGAUGCAAGAGGUGCCAUCGCUGUUCCGGUUCCAGCCUGAGGACGGCGGAGGCGGGGGACUUGUGCACGUCGAUGAUUUGCUUGGCACAGGACCCGCAAGUGUGAUCAAGUGCAUGACCGAUCAUCUUGAAAGGGAUUACAAAGUGACUGUGAAUUUGAUUUCGGUGCCAGGCCAAGAGGUUCAUUUUCUUAAGAAGCGGCAUUAUCUUUUGUCGAGCACAGAGUUGCUGAUUGAGGUGAGCCCAAAACACUUGGAAAAGUUGAAAUCUUUGUGCGGCCAUCCCAAGCACCGAAAAUCACCUCUCCCGUCCGGGCGGUUGCCCACGGAGAAGGAGGACGAUGCACCAUUGUCCCAGGAUCAGGCAUUUCGCUUUCGAUCAGCCGUUGGAGUGCUUUAUGUCGUCCCCGACCGUUGGGGCAUGGGCAAUCCUGCGGCAUUUGGAUUGCUGGAGGUGCUGCCGGCACCCACGCGAACCAAUGUCGCGGACAUUGGCACGAAGCUCCUUGGCGUGCAGCGCACGGCAACUGGAAGCCUGGGUGCAGAGGAUGGCGAUGAUGCCAAAGACGACGACGCGACUUUGACCGUUCUUGAUGCGAUUCUUGAAUCCUUGGUGCAAAUCGUCGGCUAUGCAUCUGCAGUGUAUGAAGCAUACCCUUCAACAUGUGUUGCGGUGUGCCAGUGCGUUGCAAUCACUGCAUUCUUGAUGUGUGCAUUCAUGUGUUGUGGCCGACGGAUGACAGAUGUUCCAGAAGCAUCUGUGCAGGUGCGCAUCGCGUCUGGAGUUGCGGUUGAUGUCCGAACAUCCCGAAGUGAGCCCAAGGCCAAGGCUGGUGAACAAGUGCGUGGAGCGCGGCCCAAAACCGCGAGUCGACCGAAGAUCGAGGACGAUGAUGAGCGAGCCCAGAGCCCUGGUGCACACGAGGUCCAUGCAGGCAGACCAGGGUCAUCCAACGAUGUGCUGAGAUCGAACAGCGAGGCCAGUGGGAGAUCCGAGAGGAUUCCGAAAGCACGCCCGAUUCCGCAGCGCCGGGUGCCACAAGCCCGAAGCGCAGACGGCGUGUGGAUUUCGACAAGUCAAGGAUAUGCUUAUCAUAAGGCUACAUGUGGCAAGCUGAACCAGUCGCUUGGCGUCACCGAGGUGUCGCGGGCAGUUGCCGAGGAGCGCGGCUACCGCGCGUGCCGCAUAUGCAAACCUUGA